Messenger RNA from Spirodela intermedia, 3076 nucleotides. The record is from the annotation of a GenBank genome assembly. NCBI's taxonomy places the organism in Eukaryota, Viridiplantae, Streptophyta, Magnoliopsida, Alismatales, Araceae.
AUGGCGGAGAACGGUUGGUUCUCUCUCUGGUCCUUCUGUUAUAAUUCACUAGCAGAAGGCGAACCCUUCCGAUUUGUUUUGUUGCCGGGGAGAUUACAGGUUCGUUCGCCUCGGAGUACCUUGCUGUUGCGGUGGAGGCAGCAAAAAGCGCCGGUGAGGUGAGCGGAGAUGCUUCCUUCCUUCUUUUUCUUCUUUUUCUUACGUUCUCGGACCUAGUUGUUCCACAUUUUCAUGUAAUGAACGCAUCAGAAACUAGUUUUCUUUCGCACCCUUUUGAAGAUUGUGCUAAUUUCCUCUAUCCCCUAUCAAAUUCGGUGAUUCGCAGAUAAUUCGAAGUGGGUUCUACCAGACCAAAAAUGUCGAGCACAAGGGCCAGGUUUUUUAUCUUAUAUUCUCACCCAAGAAUAGCAUUCUUUUCUAAGUUAAAAAUGCGAUAUUGGUUGGAUGGUAUACUUGUUCCUGCGCAGCUUCUAUCCAAUAUAUAGAUUUCUAAUUAGAGUUUUUUUGUUAAAGAAUUCAGCCUAUGGUCUGGCUUUCUCGGAGAUAGAUUUGUUAAUCUUUUUCUCAGUAAUGGCCUAUGUUCUUCUUUCGUGAAUGGAGGUUUUAUCUUUUUUUCCUUAAUUUUAAUUUUGUGGCUCUAAUGUUCCCAAACAGACAUUUCUAACUUGAUUGAGAGAGAGAGAGAGAGAGAGAGAGAGAGAGAGAGAGAGAGAGAGAGAGAGAGAGAGAGAGGCUUCCUGGUUUUCGUGAUGACUGAACCUGUGCAUCGUCGUCGAGGUAGCAAAAAUGUUGUGCAGAAGAUUUUUUUCAAGAAUUCACUUGUCAUAUUCUUGUACAUUCCUCGUGGACAUCAUGAAAAUGUUGCAUAAAUGAGUUUCUUUCAGUAAACCUUUUGACUCCUCUCUCUCUCUCUCUCUCUCUCUCUCUCUCUCUCUCUCUCUCUCUUUCCCUCUCUCAGGAAUAUCAUAACGAUUUCCAUAACUGGUUUUUGUCAAAAACUUACUGAUUAUGUGCUUCUAUAUGCUCUCUCUCUGUAAUAUAUAACACGGUAACACGGGUAAGUCGGCCUCCUAUCAAAAAAAGGGUUGCAUCUUUGCAUGAACCCUAUAUUUUCCUCAUUUUUUUCAUCGACUAUCACCACGAACUUAUCUCACGCUGAACCUUGCAAAACAAAACGUUCUUAGCGCAAUGGGAGUAAUCAUGGUGGCGUUUUUUAUGCAAUUAAGGUGGAUUUGGUGACCGAAACUGACAAGGCAUGCGAAGAUCACAUAUUCAACUACCUCAAGAAGCAUUUCCCCGACCACAAGGUGACUUCCUAUGCCCUCCCAAACAUCUCCUCCUUUCUCCAUCAUCAAAGGUGCGAUCGUUCGUCUCUGCAAACGAGACUAUUCUGAUUUCAGUCAUGUUCCUUCCUCAGCUUAUAGGCGAGGAGACUUCUGCUGCAAACGGAACUGCUGAGCUGACCGAUGAUCCCACAUGGAUUGUCGACCCCCUCGAUGGAACCACCAACUUCGUUCACGGGUAGGUGAAACCGUCUUCAAUUUUCUCACUGAUUACCCUUCUAAUGUGGCUCUGGUAUCAAUGCUAGGUUCCCUUUUGUGUGCGUGUCUAUUGGGCUUACAAUAGGAAAGGUUCCUACAGUGGGGGUUGUAUACAAUCCCAUUAUAAACGAGGUGAGAAUGGGCAUGUAUUCUUGUGGAUGGUGCUGAUCCGCAUAGCUGAGAUGCAUUGAUGUAUAUUUCUUUAUUAUUUUGUUCUUUCUUGUGGUUUUAUUAACCGAGCAAUUGCGCAAUAUGGGUUAACCAGAUAUUGACGUAUCGGCCCUUCAGGCCUUUUGUUACUAUCCGAAUCGUCGGACUAUGCAUCUGAUUCAUCUGUCUAUGAUUCCAGAUGUUUACAGGUAUUCGUGGGCAGGGAGCUUUUCUUAAUGGAAACCCUAUAAAAGGUGAGAAAUCUCAUAAAUCUCCCUCUCACUGCAGAAUACUUGGUCGUAUUUGUGCAUAUAUAUGCAUACUUGAGCCCAUAGAACUUGGGAACCCGUUUUAUAGAAAGGAGAAAAAUGUGCGUUUGUUGAAAGAAUUACCUGACUGAUGUUCUCGUAUAAUCUUGGAAUUUCUUCAGUUUCACCUCAAUCUGAGUUGAUGAAGUCCCUUCUUGCUACUGAGGUAACAUUCCUCAUUCUGAUUUUUUUCCCGUGUGCCUCAAAUUGGUGUAAUCAGAUAGCCAGCUUUAAACAUCAUGAUUUGUAGAUUUAUAUUCAUAGGUUGGAGAUGUCGAAUAGGGAAUUCUAUGAUUCAUCUCUCUCUCUCUCUCUCUCUCUCUCUCUCUCGACGAAUUUCUUAAAUCUUACGAAAGAACAAAGUGCCAUUUAAAUGCACGUACAUAAACGAAUCGUGCUGAAUUUUGUGAAAGAAAGCAGCUGUUUGAUGAAUCACCCCUUACCUGAUCAGGUAGGAACCAAGCGCGAUAAGUUGACUGUGGGUGCUACCACUAAUAGAAUCAACAGCUUGCUGUUCAAGGUAAGUUAAGUCUAGUCUCCAGGACAAAGACCAUCCAUUUUUGGAAAAAAAUCUGCCAACACUGACCCCCCUGAUCCACCCCACCCCCCCUUCACCCCCUGCGGAUUUCUCUCAGGUGAGAUCCCUCCGGAUGAGCGGCUCUUGCGCGCUGAAUCUCUGCGGCAUUGCCUGUGGCAGGAUCGAUCUAUUCUAUGAGCUCGGGUUCGGCGGCCCCUGGUUCAUCCUUGAGACCCGACUUCUGUCAGCUUGAUGAGAUCGAUCAACCCAGAAAUUGGUUAUGAUCAGUACCUGUUUUUUCAGGGAUGUUGCGGGCGGGGUUGUCAUCGUCCAAGAGGCCGGCGGCGUUGUGUUCGAUCCGUAAGUCAUCGCAAAAACCCUAGAGACCUUCAGUUUUUGGGAGAAAAUAUUGGGUGGUUUUGAGGAGGUCAACUUCUUGCUCACUCACCAGAUCAGGGGGGGACUUCGACCUCAUGUCCCAGAAGGUGGCGGCUUCAAAUACCCACCUGAAGAAUCUGUUCAUAGAUGCAUUGAAGGAAGCUGAGGAGACGAACCCGUGA